AAUGAAGUGAUCAGGGUGCUGGAGAUACGUCAAGUAUCCUGUUACCGGUGGUCCAGAGCUAGCGUCGCCUACUGACACUGCAGAAGACGCUCCAUCAGGUUCUGUAGACGCACAAUACACAGUGGCUGCGUCUCAGAGACGCUUAGCAUUUCUUGACUCGCUAGAGGUUUGAGAAUUAGCCUGUCCCUGAACUUGCGUACCUUCUUGGACCUCAUGAAGCACUCUGUUCCGAAUUUAACGCUGGUAGAACCUUUUCUCUGUUCACGUUGCACCACGCAUUAAGGGAACAGUCCAUGUUGCAUGUAGUGAGCACUUUUCUGUUUUCCUGCUGUUUGUAGCUGCAUGCUAAAUCUUCGCACGAUGUCACUCACCAUUUCUGGAACGUUUUAAUUAUGAGCAUUUGUCCUGUCCAUCUCCACUGACGUCCCUCAUCCAACUGCCAACUUUUCGAUGCACAGUGCAUUCGAUGGUUGAGCUACAUGAUUACAGAAACAUGAUUGGUCAACAUGAAACAUGGCAGAGAUUGGUCUGAGGUGAUGUUCUGUGAUAUUUUCACUCAUGUCACACCAUCAAACCCUUUCCUUCUGAAAGUUUGUUGUUAAUAACAAACCUGUCUUUCCUCCAUCUCAAACUAACCCCAAUGUUGUCUCAAGUUUGUGUAUUUGGUUUCUUGGGACUUGAUUGGUUUAAUUUGUUUGCUCUUUUCCCACAAGCUUUUUGGCUUGUUUUAAGCACAGUAAGCCAUUGGAUUGGUCUUCAGGCCAUUUAUAUCGUUUCCUCCACGGAUACUGAAAUGAAAGUUUCCAAUCCUCUGGAAGGAGUUUAUUGUGAGUUUGUUUACAUUCCUCUUGCUGGACUUUUUGGUGAUGCUACUAGAUGAUAGAACCAGCACACUUGAAAGCUCCAGAAGAACCUGCACCUUCUGGAAGUGAAACCAUGGCUGAGGAUGAACCUUCCGAAGAACCAAUGGCAACUGAGGCUGACCCAGGAGCCCUUGUGGUUGAGCCAACUAUAACAGAACCAAUUGAAUCUGUUCCAGAAGAUCCUACUUCAGAACCUUUUGUAACAGAAGCUGUCCCAGAAGCCAUUGUUUCUGAAUCGUCCAUAAUGGAACCAACCGGGGAAGAAGCAACUCUUGAAGCUUCUGGAGCCGAAGCCCGUGUUACUGAAGAAAAAUCUGCCGAAGAACCUUCAGCUCCUGCUGUUGAUAGUGAGCCUGUGCCUGAAGUGGUGGCAGAAAGUCAGAAAGUACCCGAGACUCCACCAGUAACCCAAAGUGAACCUGAAGCCGCCCUCCCUGAGGUCCCUGCACACGUCCCUUACCUCCUGAUUGGUGGAGGAACGGCGUCGUUUGCAGCAGCGAGGUCCAUUCGUGCCCGUGACCCUGGUGCUCGGGUUUUGAUCGUGACUGAAGAAGCCGACCUGCCGUACAUGAGGCCUCCUCUGUCCAAAGAGCUGUGGUUCUCUGAUGACCCCGCUGUCACAGAAACACUCCGCUUCAAACAGUGGAACGGCAAAGAGAGGAGCAUUUAUUUCCAACCUCCUUCUUUCUACGUGAGCCCCAGUGAGCUGCAAAUGGUGGAAAAUGGGGGCGUGGCUGUACUGACAGGCAAGAGGGUGGUGCAGAUGGACGUCAGGGAGGAUAAAGUUAAACUGAGUGACGGUGCUGAGAUCUCCUAUGACAAGUGUCUGAUUGCUACAGGUGGAAUUCCCAGGAACCUGCAGGUAAUUGAGCGAGCCAGCGAGGAGGUGAAGAACAGGACGACGCUUUUCAGGAAGGUUGAGGAUUUCAAAGCGCUGGAGAAAGUUUCCAGAGAGCUGAAGUCCAUCACCAUCAUCGGGGGAGGAUUCCUGGGCAGCGAGCUGGCAUGCGCCUUGGGCAGGAGAUCUCAUGAUCUAGGCCUGGAGGUGAUCCAGCUGUUCCCGGAGAAAGGGAACAUGGGAAAAGUUCUGCCCAAGUACCUGAGCAACUGGACCACAGACAAAGUGAAAAGAGAGGGUGUCCAGGUCCUGACGGAGGCUGUUGUUAAGAACGUGUCCUACAAGGACGAAAAAGUGGAGAUAAAACUGAAAGACGGGCGACUGGUGAAGACAGAUCACAUCGUGGCAGCCGUGGGGUUGGAGCCCAGCAUUGAUCUGGCGAAAUCGGCCGGCCUAGAGAUCGACUCGGACUUCGGAGGCUAUCGGGUGAACGCUGAGCUGCAGGCGCGCUCCAACAUCUGGGUGGCAGGUGAUGCUGCAUGUUUCUAUGACCUCAAGCUGGGUCGGAGGAGGGUGGAGCAUCAUGAUCACGCAGUGGUGAGCGGUAGACUCGCCGGAGAAAACAUGACCGGAGCCAGAAAGCCUUACUGGCACCAGUCCAUGUUCUGGAGUGACCUGGGCCCUGAUGUAGGAUAUGAAGCCAUCGGUAUUGUAGACAGCAGUCUCCCAACUGUAGGAGUGUUUGCAAAAGCUACUGGCAAGGACACACCCAAAGCAGCAACUGAGCAGUCAGGUACAGGAAUCAGGUCAGAGAGUGAGACGGAGGCGGUUGCCAGCGCUCUUUCCAUAGUGACAGCAGCUCCUGUCCUGCCCACACAGCAGGAGAAUUAUGGGAAAGGAGUGAUCUUUUAUCUGAGGGACAAAGUGGUGGUCGGCAUUGUGCUGUGGAACGUCUUUAACAGGAUGCCCAUCGCCAGGAAGAUCAUUAAAGAUGGAGAAGAGCAUGCGGAUCUGAAUGAAGUGGCCAAGCUGUUCAAUAUUCAUGACGACUAAAAGACUAAAUACACACACUGUAAUUGUGAAGCCUGGGAAAACACCUCUGCACAAAAUUUUACACACACACACACACACACACACACACACACACACACACACACACACAAAUUUGCCUGUGAACUCUCAGACCUGUGAUUCUGCCUCUAGCAGCGGCUCGCUAAUGGACUGGUCAGAUCAGUACUGUUCAUCCUCUGCUGAUGAAAUCAUGCCGUUGAUCCAGGCACAGUGUACAUGGUUUUUUUUAGUGAGGUCAGUAGCUGUAUAUUUGCAAAAUGUUUCCAUCCUCUCUUUCCUCAAGCCUCAACUUUUUUUUUUUUUUUUCUUUUUGGAAGAUGGUGAAACCCCAGUUAGGAUCUCCGGCACUCUGCACUGCCAUUCCAGUACUACUUUAACACACCUUUAUGUUAACUACUCUACAGAUGUGGUCACUUAAAACACAAUUUCUUUCUUUUUUUUUUUUUAAAUCAUAACCCGUUUGCAGAAAGAACAAUAUAUUUGAAUCAAUGUUUCAUAUUUGCUUCAUGAUUUGUAAUUGAAAGUAAAUAUGUGAUGUACAGGUUUGAGCGUGGCUGAUUAGCAUAUUUAUGCUAGCUAUACGGUAGCUAUACAGCAAUUCAGAUGUUUAUGAUUCAGUGUUUUGUAUUACAAACAGCUUCAUCCACCAUUUUCUGGAUUUGCAUUCUGGGUAAAUUCUGAUCCUGAUGUUGACUCGAGAUCCCUCCAGCCUCCCUGGGGUCAACAAACAACUCUGACUUGACUUGGUGGUAAAUUAAAGAAAUGCCUCUUCACGUGGGCAAGGGUGUGUUGAACAGUAUUGGAAUUACUGUAGGGGCCAAAGCGUCUCGUACUCAUUUCCUUGGAUAAACUCGAGCUAUUGCAGUGGCUCUGAUCGGGGCAAUUCUGCCGAACCAUGCGACAUGGUUUGUUGUUCUCAGACUUGAUUAAAACAAAUUAUUUUUGAA
Molecule: messenger RNA, 3719 nt
Organism: Neoarius graeffei (lesser salmon catfish)
Lineage: Eukaryota; Metazoa; Chordata; Actinopteri; Siluriformes; Ariidae
Gene: aifm1
Product: apoptosis inducing factor mitochondrion associated 1
Exons: 16
Coding region: 877-2754 (625 amino acids)
Biological process (GO): apoptotic process; mitochondrial respiratory chain complex assembly
Cellular component (GO): cytoplasm; mitochondrion
Molecular function (GO): NAD(P)H oxidase H2O2-forming activity; protein dimerization activity; FAD binding
Source: RefSeq, a predicted model, not a curated record